AUGCAACAGACAGGAGGCGAUGGGAAUGCAGCGACUGUAGGCAAUAGUCUCAAAUUUGUUGAGAGAAGAGCUAAUCAACCGGAGUCCGCGAUAGCAGCCACCAAGGCUGUUCAUGAACCAAGCCAUCGCACUGCGCGCCAUAGCACUAAUUCUCCCCAUAAUCGUUCAGGUGGCGACGAAUUGCGUGGUUCAACAAGAACUGGAUCCCCUCAUACUGGAAGUAGAGUGCAGUCGAAUACUUUGAUUCGAGCGUCUUCCUCUUCAAGUUCAACGACAUCUUGUCCUCAAAAAACAAAACAUUCUUCUACAGUUAACAGUCUUCGCUCAUUUCAAAAGAAUUUUGAUAAUGCGUACCAGCCUAAUCAAGCUCCUCAGAGUCAUUCUUCUGUCGAAGACGCACAAGCUAAUGUUAGUAGCAAUUCGUCUGGGGUAAAUACGGGUACUGCUCAACAACCAAUCAAUGCUUGGAUGAAAGGGCCGCCUUCUAGUAUUCGGUCACCACCAUCACAGUCUGCUCAGCAGAAUGUUAAUAAUAAAGGAGCCACGACGUCUGAAACGGCAGCCCCAGCCCUUCCUACUGAAAUUUCCCAGAAAUCGAGAGAUGAAACUCCUGUUCAAGCAGUUCCUGUUUCGAGUGUAACUACAGCUCACUCCUCAUCUGCUUCAUCAACAUCGCUGCCACAGUCGACUGGAAACGCAGACAGUACACGACGUAUGAGUGGCUCUGGGCCGUCUUCGCCUCCAGCAACUCAGACAGUUGUCACAAAUCAUGGAACUUGUGUCCAGCAAAUGACUUCAGUCAGUUCUACGGCUGGAACUCCAGUUCUUUCCACAAAUGGGUCUUCCUCUUCAAUAGCUCCUAUUGAUCCUCAGCCGAGUAUAAGUUCUUCUGCGUCUAGUACUGGAAAUACAUCUACUCCUCAACCUAGCGGAAAGAAGUUUGAGUUUAAUCCAGACGCAACUCCAUUUACUCCACGCUUUGCAACUUCACAUACGUCCACUCCUAGAUCUACUCCGGCCCCAGCCCCAGCUGCUGCUGUUCAUGCUACACAUCCUGUUCAUCAGUUAUCUGUUAAUCCAGCGCAAAAUAUAUCUGUUGCUCAGAGUAUACCAUCCGGGGUAAUUACGCAGCCAAAUCCUCCAUUUUCUUUCACUCCCAACACUGGAGUGUACAGUCCCUUACAUAUGUACUAUUCAGCUCAACCAGUGCUUCCUAUGGGUACACAAAUUGCGCAGGUAAGCGCUAGUCCCGCAGCAGCAGGUGUUGCCGGAGGGCCUAUGGUUGCUGGAGGUGCUAGUGUUCCUGGUGGUAGGACCGGUCAAGUAACUGCAAGCACUGCUGGACCCCGCCGAGCUCAGUUGUUUUCUGGUGGACCUUUGUAUAUAUCAAAUGCCGUUCCGUACGGCCCACCAGUGAUUCCUCAGUAUCCUGUGAACAUUUUCACGAGUCCCUUUCAACAGCUGUCAGUGGGUACAGCAUCUAUCCCUCCUCCUACCGUGCCACCUCCGGCAUCUAGCAGUGUUGCGGUGGGAGCUGCUUCGCAACCUCUGCAGAUUCUACCAACUCAACAGCAACAUUCGCAAGCUGCUUAUGCCACAAGGCAAUACUAUCAGCCUAGCCAAAAUUGUUUGGUAGCUGCAGCACCAGCUCCACGCGGUUAUGCGCCACAACAUCAAACUAUUGAAUACAACGGUAACGGUCAGCAGCCGUCAAGCGCCGCAUCAAGCAAUGGCAACGGAUCCAAUGGCCAUAACAGUCAACCAGCAACACCUGGUCCCCAACCGAUUGCAUCUCCUGCUCAGAUUUUCAAUGAGCACGUCGGCAAGUUGCCGUUAUCACCUCUCUUGCAUGUUGCACACGAAAUGAUCUGUCUUUGCGUUGCAAAUUUUUAUAGUAACGUGGCGUAUCCGUCAGCAACAAAUACUCCACAACCAGCACACUCGUUUCUGAUGCAAAUACAGUCUGGUCCAUCGCAUCAUCCGCAGCAUAUGUACGUGCAGCCUCCCUCUGCGUUUUAUGAAGUUGCGAGGUUUCUUGUUGUUAGUGCUAGUUGUCGAUUUGUAAGUCUUGGAAGAGCGGCCUUACUGGUGCGCGUAGUUUACAACAGCUUUGCUUCUAUCUGCUCUGUCUUUAAUGUAUUUUUAGUAGCUUGGGGUCUUGAUUCGCAGUUGUACGAAUUACAGUCCUACCUGGCUUUGUUCCAGUUCCCUUUCGUUCCAAACCCAAGUUACAUGAUGUACAACCCUCAGCAGGUGAUGCAGUUAUCAGCCAUACCGUCAGCGCCGAUAAGUUUAAGCCAGCCAAGUCAGCCGGUCACGAUUGAUCAUUAUCCAAAUAUGAAUGAAACUCAUUCUACAAGUCAGCAUAACGCAAAUAGUCAAACUCAUGGGUCUAUGCCUUCUCAACAAUAUCUAAGUACUGACCAAGCAUACGGGCAAUAUCUUCAUGGUAGUUAA
Messenger RNA from Enterobius vermicularis (human pinworm), 2457 nucleotides. Lineage: Eukaryota; Metazoa; Nematoda; Chromadorea; Rhabditida; Oxyuridae. The record is from the annotation of a GenBank genome assembly.